Molecule: messenger RNA, 2356 nt
Organism: Sphaeramia orbicularis (orbiculate cardinalfish)
Lineage: Eukaryota; Metazoa; Chordata; Actinopteri; Kurtiformes; Apogonidae
Product: 26S proteasome non-ATPase regulatory subunit 11A-like
Exons: 13
Coding region: 29-1297 (422 amino acids)
Molecular function (GO): protein binding
Source: RefSeq, a predicted model, not a curated record
GGGCCCGGCAGAACGGAGCGGAGCAGAGAUGGCAGCCGCGGCAGUGGCUGAGUUUCAGAGAGCACAGUCUCUUCUGGGGACGGACCGAGAAGCCUCCAUCGACAUUUUACAUUCAAUAGUGAAGCGGGAUGUCCAACAGACUGAUGAGGAGGCAGUCCGUGUUAAAGAACAGAGCAUCCUGGAGCUGGGGGGGCUGUUGGCCAAGACCGGACAGGCUGCAGAAUUAGGGGGUUUGCUGAAGUACGUGCGCCCCUUCCUCAACUCCAUCUCCAAGGCCAAGGCGGCUCGGCUGGUGCGCUCCCUGCUGGACCUGUUCCUGGACAUGGAGGCGGCCACGGGGCAGGAGGUGGAGCUGUGUCUGGAGUGCAUCCAGUGGGCCAAGGCCGAGAAGAGGACCUUCCUCAGACAAGCUCUGGAGGCUCGUCUGGUCUCUCUGUACUUUGACACUCAGUCGUACCAGGAGGCGCUGCAGCUCGGCUCCCAGCUGCUGCAGGAACUCAAAAAGAUGGAUGACAAGGCCCUGCUGGUGGAGGUCCAGCUGCUGGAGAGUAAGACCUACCACGCCCUUAGUAACCUGCCUAAGGCCAGGGCCGCACUCACCUCAGCCAGAACCACAGCCAACGCCAUCUACUGCCCCCCCAAACUGCAGGCAGCACUGGACAUGCAGUCAGGAAUCAUCCACGCAGCAGAGGAAAAGGACUGGAAGACGGCUUACUCCUACUUUUAUGAGGCCUUUGAAGGCUACGACUCCAUCGACAGUCCCAGAGCCAUCACAGCGCUCAAAUACAUGCUGCUCUGCAAGAUCAUGCUCAAUGCGCCAGAGGAUGUCCAGGCGCUGAUUAGUGGAAAACUGGCACUGCGAUACGCUGGCAGACAGACAGACUCUCUGAAAUGUGUGGCUUUAGCCAGUCAGAACCGCUCCCUGGCAGACUUUGAACAGGCGCUGACAGAGUACAAAUCUGAGCUGAGGGACGACCCCAUCAUCAGCACCCACCUGACCAAACUGUAUCACAACCUGCUGGAGCAGAACCUCAUCAGGGUCAUCGAGCCCUUCUCCAGAGUCCAGAUCGCACACAUCUCGUCCAUCAUUAAACUUCCUAAGGGAGACGUGGAGAGGAAACUAUCACAAAUGAUUCUAGACAAGAAGUUUCACGGUAUUCUGGACCAGGGUGCAGGUGUGCUGAUCGUGUUUGAGGAGCCUGUGGUGGAUCAGACAUAUGAGUCUGCUCUGGAGACCAUCCACAACAUGAGUAAAGUGGUGGACUCACUGUACAACAAAGCCAAGAAACUGACAUAAGAGUGGGUCAAAGGUCAAACCCUUGUUUCGUCUCCUCUAGGAGCACCACAGUGGGGGGGGGGGGGGGUAGAGGAGGAGGAGAUUCUACAGACACUUUGGACCCACCCAGAGGAGCAGAUCCAAACCAGCCCCCCCACCAUGGGACCAGAACAGAAGGACUAACUGGACCACACACAGCCCUGCACCUCUUCCUGCUCCUCCUGCUCCUCUCUCUGCACCUCCUCCAUCCUCCUCACACUAAGUGCUCCCCCCCCCCCCCCCCCCCCCCCCGGACAAACUCAGCCACUGCAUUCCUUUGGGUUCUACUGUGUACAGUGGACAGGCCUGUUCCUGUUUGUGUUCCUGUUUGUGUCUGCACCAGACAUCAGGGAACCGUCUACAACACCAACAAAUACACAUAUACAUAACUGUAACAUAUAUAUAUAUAUAUAUAUAUAUAUAUAUAUUAUAUAAUAUAAUAUACACACACAUACAUACAUAGACAUCCAUGUAAUAUAUAUACAUACUUCUACACACGUCUUAUAUAUCCUCAUAUGUAUCCUGGCUGUGUCAGAGUGGGGGGGUGAUGGUGCUGACUCACUGGAUUCCAGCUCAAACUGAAUGUUGGAGUCCUGCCCAUCUGUGACAUCACACCCACUCACCUGGUGUGACCUUUGACCUCUCCCUCGCCCCUUUCACAGCCCAGUACACGCCUCACUCACAGUGCAUUGUGGGAUUGGCGGACCACACUGGCGCGGGGGGGUGGUGCUCUUCAGUCCACGUGGGACCACAAAGAGAAGACAUGGCGGACAGCACUAAGGGGCCCGCCCCCCACUAUGUCCACUUCCUGUUUGUAUAUACUGUUUCCUGUGUGUUCACCCCCCCACCAUCAGAACAGACCUGGUCUGAACUGAACCUGUGCACAGAACUCCGCUGGACGUGAUUGGUUGGUUAUGGUGAAAGAAGGCGGGGCUUGUACAGUUUAAAAUCAACCUGUAAAUUUCUGGGAAUUUAUUUUACCAGGGUUCAACGGUUUACCAGAUAAUGUAGAGAAAUGCAAAUAAAAAAGUUUAAAGGUGU